Molecule: messenger RNA, 1269 nt
Organism: Symbiodinium pilosum
Lineage: Eukaryota; Dinophyceae; Suessiales; Symbiodiniaceae
Source: the annotation of a GenBank genome assembly
AUGCUUGCAACAGCCUUGGUGGUGAGCUUGAAAGCUGUCUCCAAGAUCGUCAUUAUUUGUGCAGGUGGGGCUUACCUGGAAAAGGCUGGAGUGCUUCACAAAGAGAUGCGCAAAGGCGUGUCAGAAGCCUUCGUAAAGCUCCUUUUGCCAUGUCUACUCUUCACUCGGAUCAUUCCCACGAUGUCUUUGGAGACUUUGCCAAAGCUUGGUUGGUUGGCCAUGGCUAAUCUUUUGUAUGUGUCGCUCGGGCUAUGUAUUGGUUACCUGGCCGUUUUGCUGACAAACCCUCCUCGCAGCAUGCGACGAAUAUUGAUGGCGACGCCAGCUAUCGGACAUGCGAACUCUAUACCUUUUAUGCUGGUCUCUCUGGUGAUGACGGAGGACCCUGCCUUCCAACCAGGAGACAGUACCACAGCACAAGGCUACGUCGGCUUAUACUUGGUCAUGCACAGCAUCACCUUGUGGGGUGUUGGAAUGAAUGUCAUCAAGAAGGAGAAGGAAGACGAGCCCGCUCUCACGGCUCAUGGGACUCCCAAUAGUCAAGCAGAGGACAGCCAAAGGCCGCAAACGCUGGGCCGUGCUGCAGGGUUGGGCCUCGGAUCGGGACACAGUGGUGGAGCCAUGAGCGUCAGCGAGGCGCGUGAAGAGCAGUGGUCGCAUUCGAUUUCUGGCUUAGAGCUUGGGUCGCCGGUCACUUCCAGCGGACCGAACACGAAAGGCCAACAGGCGAUCUGCGACCCCAAAUCUUUGCGGCGCUUCGUUCCGAAAUGGGUCAAUCGGCCCAUGGCUACGGCCAUCCUCUCUGCUCUUCUUGGACUGAUCCCAGGGCUUCAUGGAGUCCUUGUGCCAGAUUCGGGGCCGCUAAACUUCCUUUUUGGAGCCAUGAGCAGUUUGGGAUCGGCGGGCCCGGCGAUUAGUCUGCUGGCUGUCGGCGCCAAUUUCGUAGCGGAUGGAUUUCCCCGCCCGUCCUUGAUUGGCUAUGUACCAUUGGUUGCCCUCAUUGUGGGCCGACUUCUGAUUCUUCCUGCUUGCUGCAUUGCUCUUUGGGUAACUCUCAGGCACUACACAACUUUCUUCCCAGCUGAUCCAGCACUGAUGCUGGUGAUGUGCAUUGAGUGCUGCACACCCACAGCUUACAACCUGGUGACCGUCUGCAUUCUGAAUGGCGUCGGUGCCAAGGAGUUGACGGCCGGACUGUUUUACCAAAAUCUGGUGGCAAUUUUUGCCCUCACUGCAUGGACCACCGUAAUUAUGUCUUUCGUCAUCUAG